CUCGAGAAAAAAAAAAAGUUGCGACUACACCUUUUCGCGACGACAUUUCAUCGACAUUUCAGACUUCAUUCAUCAUCUCACUGACAAGUUUUUCACACACUCAAUUUCCUCACAAUUGGUCGCAUCUUACCAGUAAUACAUCUUGAACGAUAUUGAGUCGGCAGUCCGAAAAAUUGUGAAUCGCCAAAGUCAGCAACGAUUCACCGCCAGCCGCUCACAACGGGCAAAUCGCCCUCAACAGCCAGCUUUAGAGAGUCACCGCAGCUUCAAACUCACAAUGGUCACCACACGGAACGGAAAGCGCACAGCCGCCGAGGCCCCCGCCGCAGCUGCGGACACCAAGAAGCAGAAGCUCCCAGUCCGGGCAAAGGAGGGCAAGACGGCCGCCAGCAAGAAGGACGAGACCAGCCGUUCGUCGUCAUCAUCAUCAACAAAAAAGAGGUCCUCCUUUGUCGUGGAGUUGAAAUCGGCAGCCGGCACGGCUACGGGCGCGCAGGACGUCAAGGAGAAGCAGGUCAUCACAGGCGCCGAGCAGCCCGCGCCCAGGACGGACGACGAGGAGAUUGGGGAUUCUGACGCCUCGCCCGAGUCGGUCGGCGAUGAUGCGCACGAGGCGGCGGAGCAGCUUGCGGCAGAGGCCAAGACGGCGCUCGUUGCCGAGGGAGGUGACGACGGCGACGACGAUUCCGACUCGGAUGCGGCGCCCGAGGCUGUUUCUACGUCCAAGGCUGCCGUGCAGGCCAAGAAGUCUGCGCAGGCUGCCAACAAGGCCAUUGCGGAACAACAAGCCAACCAGAAGCGCAAGCGCCAAGAGCGCAACGCCCGGCUUCAAGAACAGGCCGCGGCGCGCAAGGCUCAAGAGGAUGCGACGCCGGCGGAGAAGUCGAGUGAGGAGGAGGAGGAGGAGAACGGCGAGGAGACGGCCGAGACCCCGGCGCGGGAGGCCACCACCACAGGACGCCGGAAGAGGCUGGAUCUUCCUUCGGAGCUCCCGGCCGAGUUCCUCGAGUCCGACUCGGAGGAGGACGGUGGGAGCGAGGACGGGGCGGGGGAUCGCAAGCCCCGCAAGGCACGGAAGCUCGAGACGGCGGAGGCACAGCUCCUGCGCGAGGCCCGCGCGCCUAGGGACGAGGUCGUCGGCACGACCGUGUUCCGGACCGUCAAGAAGGAGGACGAUAGGCUGGCGCCCAAGGCGCAGAAGUAUUCCGUCAAUGCGAAGAAGGCGUUGCUGGCUCGCGGUAGGGCGCCGGUGAAGGCGCGCAGGGGGUUUCUGGUUUAGGAUGUUGUAGCGAGGGGGGUGCUAAUGGUCGUAGACGUUGCCUGGAAAAGGCAAUGAAUGAUACACAAAAGUUUUUUUUUGGGUUUGCAGUCAAGCGGAGUAUAUGAAAGUGAGGUUGC
This is a messenger RNA of Colletotrichum phormii, 1398 nucleotides long. RefSeq lists its product as uncharacterized. The record is from RefSeq and is a predicted model, not a curated record. Gene Ontology annotation, molecular function: snoRNA binding. NCBI's taxonomy places the organism in Eukaryota, Fungi, Ascomycota, Sordariomycetes, Glomerellales, Glomerellaceae. Gene Ontology annotation, biological process: rRNA processing. The transcript has 2 exons. The coding region runs from base 278 to 1279 and encodes 333 amino acids.